AUGGCAACUCGUGGGCUGCUGCUGCUGCUGCUGCUAGAGCUGGCUUCUUGGGCAGUCCACGGGUAUCUGCCGGACAAGACAUAUGAAGAGAAACCAACGAAGACGUGUGGUCGCACAUUUAUCCGUAGGGCCAUCUAUGUCUGUGGGAGUCCUAAAAGGCCCUGGAAAGAACAGGACGGCUUGGGCUAUGACGACUCGGCCUACGACGACUCUCCAGGGGACUUCUUCAGUGAUGGAGAAGCCGAAACAAACAACCAAGCCAGCGAACUGGACACAGCUGUGGGCUCCAGCGAGCAGUUGGCCCUGACCACACCCCCCCAGGCCUUCUACAGUCAUCAACCCAGUUGGCAAGGGUCUCCUGCAGUGAUUCGGAGCAGAAGGGAUUUGCCGCCCGGCCUUGCCAAAUUCUGCUGCGUGGUGGGAUGUACGGAUAGUCAAAUCCUCCGUUUCUGCUAG
Molecule: messenger RNA, 456 nt
Organism: Acomys russatus (golden spiny mouse)
Lineage: Eukaryota; Metazoa; Chordata; Mammalia; Rodentia; Muridae
Gene: Rln3
Product: relaxin 3
Exons: 2
Coding region: 1-456 (151 amino acids)
Cellular component (GO): extracellular region
Molecular function (GO): hormone activity
Source: RefSeq, a predicted model, not a curated record